GGAGCCGGUAGCCAAGGUCGGCGUCGCUGACGGAGCCGCGGCGCCCGUCUCACGUGGUGUGUGUAUCUUGAGGCAUGCGAGCCGAAUAAGCCGAAAAGAUGCCCUGGACGUGCUUCGGCCGGCGCAAGAAGGGUGCCAGGAGGCCCAGCGUCAGCCCACCCCUCCACCUCCUGCUCAAGCCGGGGCAGGUGCAGCAGCACGCGUUCAAGAAGAAGGUGCUGCGCCGCGCGCAGCCGUGCCACCUCUGCCACCAGCCCGUCUCGCGCCAAGCCAGCUGCUGCAGAGUGUGCAAAUACGUGUGCCACGAGGAGUGCGAGUCGCGGCAUAAUGGAUCAGUGGCGGAAAAUGGAGCUAUCUCUAAAAUCAGCGCCUUGAGAAGCAAACAACUAUCGAUGGUGAGCACACCGCGCCGGUCGGAUUCGAUUCCGGGCGGCGAUGAAGAGUGGAUGCAAAGACCGGUGGCCAGCAGCCGGGAUUCGGCCAGCAUGCAGCUCAACUACAUUACGGAGCGCAUGCUGGCGCUAUGGCUACCGGCCGAGGACGCCAACGAGGCCCGUGCAGGCCUCAACAGGGCCGCCGGCCUCCUCGCCAACAAACAUGCCCACCACUACAUGAUAUUCAACCUGUCGGCACGUUGCGUGCUGAACGGCGGCAGCGACGAGAGCGAGGCAAUGAGCGUGCGCGAGGUGGGUUGGGCGCGCGGUCUGGCGCCGCCGCUCGAGCGUCUGUGCGCGCUGUGCAAGGAGCUGGACGCGUGGCUGUGCGCCGAGCCGACGCUGCGCUUGGCCGUGCUGUCGGCGCAGGGCCGCGACGGCCGCGAGCGCCUCGGGGUCGCCGUCUCCGCCUUCAUGCACUACUCGCUCAUCUGCGGCGCCGACGACCAGGCCCUCGACCGCUACGCCAUGGCCAGGUUCCUCGAGGACAGGGUCGGGAACUUACUGCAGCCCUCCAACAAGAGGUACCUGAACUAUUUUUCUGGUCUGCUCUCGGGCACGAUCAAGAUCAACGCGCAGCCUCUGUACCUGACGCAUGUGACCCUGAUUGGGACGCCUUCAUACGAGCCCGCGGAUGUGCUUCCCUCCACGCCAGAAAACUACAACGGUGGAGGCUGCAGACUCUUCCUGAAGGUGUAUCAGGGUCUGGUGCCCGUGCACACGUCGCCGGUCUACAGGGUGGCAGGGUCCACGAGGCGCCUCACCGUCGCGUUCGAACGGAGUCUGCAGCUCAGGGGAGACGUGAUGCUCAGGUGCUACCACAGAUAUCCGCCCCACCAGGCGCCAACUCACUCAGGGGAAGGCAGAGAGCUCAUCUUCAGCUGCCAGUUCCACACUUGCGCCAUUGCAGACUACAACCUGACCUUCACAAGACAAGAGCUCGACCAUGCGUGCCUAGACCUUCGAUUCCCGCUGGACGGGGCGGUGGAGUUAACUUUUUCUCCGAGCCCAAGUCCACGCCAACCUAGUCCUGCGCCGACGCCGUCCGUACCUGUCGACCCCUCCCCAGACCCUGUCACCAGGUGGGACAGCCUGGAUACGCUGCUUAGCCCGGCACAAGUCACCCCUGGCCCUUUUGAGUGCAUUACGCCGCCCCACCACAGAGUGGGGAGCUGUUCACCAGGGGCCGUGAGCCAGCCGCUGGGCAUCGACUGUUCCGGGGGCGCGUACACCCCUGGGCCCGUGGACGGCUCGCUGUACGCGACCGUGUCAAAGAAGUCGCCGUCGCAACCGGGCGGCGUCCACAGUCCGCUCACAGUCUCCAUGGACUCUGGAAUCUCGUCGGCCGGCAACGGCGGCCAGACGGCCACGGCCGGCGCCUCCAGCGCCACUGCCACGGCCAGCGAGCACCAGAAGAUGCUGGACCAGCUGCUGUCCGACAUGCUGCUCACCGUGGAAAACAUACCCGAUUUGCCCGCGUCGCCCAACACAACGCCAACCGUCAUCGACGGCAUCGACGACAGCCUGCGAGCCCUGCAGGAGUUCCAGAGUCAAUCGCCCUCUUCCGCGAGUGCCGCCGGCGGAGCGGUGGGGUCUUGGCGGCGUCCGGGGGCGUCGUGCCCCCCUCCGCCGCCGCCACCACCGCGGCCGGCGCUGCCCGCCGAGCUGGAUAACCAGUUGCCGUACCACGCGCGACACGACAGCCGGCCCUUCACGUACGGCACGCUGCCCUCGUCGUCGGACACCAUGUCCUCCUCGGCCAGCACCAGCACCACCCUCCGCUCGGUCGUGUUCAACGAGCCGCAGCCCCGCGCCACCCUCGCCAGCCCCAGCCUCGUGCGCAAGACCGUCGUCGUCAGCACCCCCAAUCACAACAACAGCAACACCAACACGUGGAGCCCGAACGGCACCAGCAAAUGGAGCGACACCAACCACCACUACUCGAAUGGAAACGCGUAUGUAUCUCCCUCGAGCAGCAGCACCACGACCAGGAGAGGGAAGCUGUACAUCGAGGAUGACGAUUCCAGGGAUGUGCUUGACGGGUACCCUGACAGCACCCUGAGUAGCACGACGAGCGGCGGGCUGACGUGGUUGCAGCGGCAACAGCAGAAGCUGCGGGAGCGCAAGGAGCAACAGCUUCGUGCCGAAAGGUAUCCACACGAAACCAAGUUGCUGACCGAGCUCAGGACGGUGCAAAACAGAAUCAGCAGACCUAACGGCUGUAGCCCCCGCCGGCCAAGCACUGAGGAUGGCUAUGCUAGCGACACCACCCUCUUGUUGUCCGGAAUCGAGGACGACCCUCUCGUUGCGGACAGUCCCUCUCCGCAAUACACCUCUCCGUUCGCAGUCAAUUCCACCCAUAGCUUCAAUCGCGGCAUUUCGGCACCGUCGUCGCCGAUCUUGCCGAACCGCAGCUCGAGCCGCGAGCGGACGCUGCGCUACCAAGGCAGCCAGAGCCACCACCAGGAGCUGGCCACCAUCAUGUCGGGCGUGAAGCCGCUGAGCAGGCAAAAGUCGGACACGUCGUUCGACCGCGAGCGGCCCUUCGUCGCCGUCAAACGCGCCCACGAGCAGCAGCAAAUCAACAACCGCAGGCUGGAUUCCCAACCCAGUUACUCGCCGCCGCAGCUGUACUCAGUCGUGCGCACUAAGGUCAACGGCUACGCGAGGUCGCCCACGCUGCACAACGGGGAUGAGUUGGACGCGAGCAGUCGGCCGCAGACGCCCGCCUUCCCCGUGCACCCUCGCACCCCCUACUCCAACAAUGCUGCUGAGGCCGCCGGCCUGCCUCCGAAGAGCCCCACCGCCCAACGACGGCUUCGGAUGCGAAAGUGGCCAUCCAAUACCUCCCUCUCUAGCCGUGAGCGGUCCAUGUCUCCUGAAGGGAUGAACACAUCGCGGCGCUCGUCCAUCCAGUCGUCUGGCGGCGAAACCGUCACGCAGGAGGUGAGCCCUGUGCACGUCAAGUUCGUCAGGGACACGUCCAAGUUCUGGUACAAGCCCAACAUCUCCAGGGAGGAUGCAAUCGGCCUUCUGAAGGAGCAGGCGCCGGGCACCUUCGUAGUGCGCGACUCCAACUCAUUCCCUGGCGCGUUCGGUCUGGCCCUGAAGGUGGCGACGGCGCCACCCUCGACGCCUGGUGGUGGCAGAGACAACGAACUGGUCAGGCACUUCUUGAUCGAGCCCACCUCCCGCGGAGUCAAACUGAAGGGCUGCGCCAACGAACCCGUGUUCAGCUCUCUCUCGGCCCUGGUGUAUCAGCACUCGAUCACGGCCAUCGCCCUGCCCUGCCGCCUUCUGCUCCCUGAGAAGGACAUCGCCCAGAAUGAGGCCAGGGGCACCCUGAGCAUGACCCAACAGCUGCUUGCCCAGGGCGCAGCAUGCAACGUUCUCUACCUGAUCACCGUGGACACCGAGUCCCUGACAGGGCCCCAGGCCAUCCGCAGGGCCGUGGCGCAGCUCUUCAGCUCACGUCCGCUGCCCAAAGCCACCAUCGUGCACUUCAAGGUGUCCAGUCAAGGCAUCACCCUGACCGACAACAGACGCACAUUGUUCUUCCGAAGACACUACCCUGUCAACGCCAUUUCCUUCUGCGGACAGGACCCUGACGACCACCGAUGGAGCCAGAAGAGUGAAGACACUGGAAUGCCCAUCAGUUCAAAUCGGUGCUUUGGCUUUGUGGCGCGGAAGCAAGGCAGCUUGACGGCGGACAACCAGUGCCACCUGUUCGCCGAGCUGGAGCCCGAGCAGCCCGCCACGGCCAUCGUCAACUUUGUGUCCAAGGUGAUGAUGGUGGGCAGCCACAGUCCAAGCCUCAGCGGCAAGAACGUCUGAGUCAGUGCGAGAAAGAGAGAGUGUCUAAACGAACGCCUUGUUAUGUUAUCAGUCGAUUGUUGAUGUUGCAAAAUUAAAUUUAUAUAAAUAAAAAGUAUAUUCGUAAAAAAAGUAUAUAGCAGCUAUACAAACGGGAUAUAAAGAAAGUGGACUUAUUUUGUGCACAAAACGGCGUUUUCGAGCCAAAGUUUUGUUGAAAACGGCGAACAAAGUUAUAUGCGGCGUUUCUUUCUGCGUUUUCUAGUUUUUGCGUUGUAUCGGAAAGGAAAAUCAAGUGUUUCACCUCUGCCACUCAUCAACUCGCGUUAUUUCUUGUAACAAACCAACUUGUGCCAUAUUUCUACUUAAUGAAAUGUGUUGAAACGAUUCGAAGACACGAUUUUUGCAGCAUUUCCUCUUGUUUUUCUCCUCAGGUUGAGAAUAUUCUGUCAGAUCUGAUUAAUUCCAUUAUUACUAUAUUUAUAAUAAUAUACUCUGUCAGUCCUCUGUAUAAUUAAUUAUUAUAAUAUAUUUACACACAGACGCGCGCGCAUAAAUAUAUUAAAGCUAUCGACUAAAAUCUCACAAGCCAAACUUAAAUAUUGUAUUUAUAUCACUCUUUGAAACGAAUUCUUUGGUUUUAUUUGUGGCAACUUGUUAGGAGUCAUUUCGUUUUUGAAAAACUAUAGCAAAAGUUGUAAUUCGAUUCACGAACUGUUUAGAAAAAUAGUGAGCAAAAAGCUUAUACAAAUUUGUGUAUUAUGAUAUGUCAAUAAAUUUUAUCGAUUAAACAGUGGUAA
Messenger RNA from Cloeon dipterum, 5047 nucleotides. It is a transcript of the gene by, whose product is annotated as blistery. NCBI's taxonomy places the organism in Eukaryota, Metazoa, Arthropoda, Insecta, Ephemeroptera, Baetidae. Gene Ontology annotation, molecular function: protein binding. Gene Ontology annotation, cellular component: focal adhesion. The transcript is spliced from 24 exons. The record is from RefSeq and is a predicted model, not a curated record. Bases 99 to 4268 code for a protein of 1389 amino acids.